AUGGAGUUGAAUAUGGCCCUGUUAGUCUACGCGGUCGUCCAGUUCUUCGCGUUCUUGUUUGUGCUGGUGGCGACGCCGAUCGACAUGUUUCUUCAAUUUCCGGAUCCACCGAUCUUUCGCGCUUGUUUCACAUUGUGGGGAUUCAAGGACCAUUGCAAUUCUGUGUCCCUCAAUGCAUCCUUGAAUGACUUGUGGGAGUUUUGUCCAAGACGCCUGAGAUUGUUCCGCGCUGCUGGGGUGCUCGCUAUCAUCUCCAUCUUCAUUUUUGCCGCGGCGUUCGUCCUGGGGGUUAGCAUGCUGUUCUGCUGCUUUUGGCUCCGCUAUGUGUGCCUGGGGCUCAACAUUGUGGGUGCCGUCACCCUGGGCGUUGUCUGGAUUGCCAUGGUCGUGACAUUUUUAAGGGCGGACACCAUAAACUGUUCAGCAAUGAAAGAAGGUACGGUGUAUGGUGCUGGCUUCGCUCUCUUCAUCACAGCGUGGGUGCUGGAUAUCAUCAACAUCCUCGUCCUGGUGUUCUCAAUCUGCACGACUGCUCCCAGUGCAAGCGACCAGGUAGAACAAAGGGAGGGAAAGCUAUAUUAA
Leishmania braziliensis MHOM/BR/75/M2904 is the source of this 582-nucleotide messenger RNA. RefSeq names its product putative amastin-like surface protein. Bases 1 to 582 code for a protein of 193 amino acids. The record is from RefSeq and is a predicted model, not a curated record. The transcript has a single exon. Lineage: Eukaryota; Euglenozoa; Kinetoplastea; Trypanosomatida; Trypanosomatidae.